UAAUAAACCGGAAUCUUAGCAUCGGUUAUAAAAUUCCGACUCGGGAGAGGCUCCGUUUACGAGCUAGUUCUCAAAGGAAAUUCGCGUUAAAGGAGAAGGUAGAAGCAAUCUGGUUAGCUCGCCGUUCUCUUUGGAGCUAUCUUCUGAGUCGAAAACGAGUCUGUGACAAACGCGUGGUCUAUUGAAGCGGAGAAGAUGAGCAUUGUACCUAAGGAAACGAUUGAGGUUAUAGCACAAAGCAUUGGGAUUACCAACUUGUCACCUGAGGCUGCACUUAUGCUUGCUCCUGAUGUUGAGUAUCGUGUUCGAGAGAUCAUGCAGGAAGCGAUCAAAUGCAUGCGUCACUCGAAGAGAACGACUUUAACAGCUUCUGAUGUUGAUGGUGCUCUCAACUUAAGGAACCUUGAGCCCAUAUAUGGCUUUGCCUCAGGAGGACCAAUUCGUUUUAGAAAAGCUAUUGGGCAUCGGGAUUUGUUCUACACUGAUGACAGAGAGGUGGAUUUCAAAGAUGUGAUUGAAGCUCCACUACCAAAAGCUCCUCUUGAUACUGAUAUUGUCUGCCACUGGCUUGCGAUUGAAGGAGUGCAGCCAGCUAUACCAGAAAACGCUCCUUUGGAAGUCAUUAGGGCACCUGCAGAAAAUCAAAUCUAUCAACAAAAGGACGGACCUCUUAUUGACAUUAGGCUACCAGUGAAGCAUGUAUUAUCUAAGGAGCUUCAGCUAUACUUCCAAAAGAUUGCUGAACUUACAAUGAGCAAGUCAAAUCCUUCUCUGUUCAAAGAGGCAUUAGUGAGCUUGGCCUCAGACUCGGGACUUCAUCCCCUAGUUCCAUAUUUUACAAAUUUCAUUGCUGAUGAGGUAUCACGUGGUUUAAAUGACUUCCUACUCCUGUCCAAUUUAAUGCACGUUGUCAGAAGUCUUUUGCAGAAUCCUCAUAUACACAUAGAACCUUAUCUCCACCAGUUGAUGCCCUCUGUUGUAACAUGUCUUGUAUCGAGAAAGCUUGGAAACAGAUUUGCCGACAACCAUUGGGAACUUAGAGAUUUUACUGCGAAUCUGGUUGCACUGAUAUGUAAAAGGUUUGGAAACACUUACAUUACUCUCCAGUCUCGUCUUACGAAAACUUUAGUCAAUGCACUUUUGGACCCAAAGAAGGCUUUGACUCAGCACUACGGUGCAAUUCAAGGAUUAGCGGCCUUGGGGCACAAUGUCGUACGCCUUCUUGUUCUGCCAAAUCUUGAACCGUAUCUGAGUCUUCUCGAACCAGAAUUGGAUGCUGAGAAGCAAAAGAACCAGAUGAAGAGCUACGAAACUUGGCGUGUGUAUGGAGCUUUACUGCGUGCUGCAGGCCUGUGUAUACAUGACCGGCUUAAAAUCUUCCCAUAUUUACCAUCUCCUUCACCAAGCUUUCUCAAUAAGGGAAAGGGGAAAAUAAUCAAUACUGAGCCAAAUAAGCGAAAGCUGAGUGUAGAUUCUUCAUCCACUAUGCAAGUAGAUAAACCAAUGGGAGAUGACAAUCCUCCACAAAACUCUGUUCAACCAUCCUCAUCAGGACAAGCUUCUGAUGGUGCACCUGAAAGCAGAAACGCAAAGGAGAAAGAAGGCAGCAAGGGCCGGGCUAUCACCAUGAAAGCAAUCCUUGAUCAGGUCUGGAAAAAUGACCUCGAUUCUGGAAGGCUCUUGGUGAAACUGCACCAACUCUAUGGUGAUAGGAUCCUUCCUUUCAUCCCUUCUACAGAGAUGUCAUUAUUCCUCUAAACCGUUAAGAGCGAUAAUGUCAUCCAUAAACUCCCUGAGCAUCUCGGGCUUAGGAGAAGAAGCCUACCUGUUGUGCUUUGACGGCUUCUUACAAUGUAUAAACUGAACAAGUCUGAUUAACACUAUUUGUUUGGUUUCAUAGCAAUUCCAUGUUUGUUCAAAAGUUGAGACUUUGACGAUUGAGUUAAUGUAACGGUAAAAUGUUUGAAACAUAACUGUCAUUUAACAAGACACAUAGUUGUUGCAG
Raphanus sativus (radish) is the source of this 2005-nucleotide messenger RNA. Its product is annotated as transcription initiation factor TFIID subunit 6. The transcript is spliced from 14 exons. The coding region runs from base 196 to 1758 and encodes 520 amino acids. Gene Ontology annotation, biological process: transcription initiation at RNA polymerase II promoter; RNA polymerase II preinitiation complex assembly. Gene Ontology annotation, cellular component: SLIK (SAGA-like) complex; SAGA complex; transcription factor TFIID complex. Gene Ontology annotation, molecular function: RNA polymerase II general transcription initiation factor activity; protein heterodimerization activity; transcription coactivator activity. The record is from RefSeq and is a predicted model, not a curated record. NCBI's taxonomy places the organism in Eukaryota, Viridiplantae, Streptophyta, Magnoliopsida, Brassicales, Brassicaceae.